Molecule: messenger RNA, 444 nt
Organism: Arctia plantaginis
Lineage: Eukaryota; Metazoa; Arthropoda; Insecta; Lepidoptera; Erebidae
Source: the annotation of a GenBank genome assembly
AUGCUGUGCCCAGAAGCUUGUCAGAUUCAAAAUGGAAAUCCACCUAAAGAAGAUGAAGAUUCAUGGAAAAAUAAAAGUAAGAAAAUGCCAAUUGAAGGUACAGGGAGUCUAGAAUUAAACUCGUACAAAAAUCCAAAAACUUGGAAGAAAUCUAUAUCGAACUUCUUUCGCAAUCAAAUUCGCCCAACUAAAUCUAAUGAUGGCGAUCGACCUUCAGGAAGCAAAGAACAGUUUGAGGAUAAAGAAAUAAGCCCAGAGCAAAAAUGGCAGUCUCUAGGGAAAAUAUUUAAACGUCAAAGUUUGGAAUAUUGGAGUAAGUCGCCAAGCUCACAAGGAGAGUGUUCAUCUUCGAGCAAACGUAUGCCCGUGAAAAAAGUUUUGUCAAGCUACUUCGGAAAAAGAAAUUCGUCUGUUGCUAACAAACAAAAUGGAGUAAUUGAUUGA